Penicillium lagena is the source of this 1044-nucleotide messenger RNA. Its product is annotated as DUF2841 domain-containing protein. The coding region runs from base 1 to 1044 and encodes 347 amino acids. The transcript is spliced from 5 exons. The record is from RefSeq and is a predicted model, not a curated record. NCBI's taxonomy places the organism in Eukaryota, Fungi, Ascomycota, Eurotiomycetes, Eurotiales, Aspergillaceae.
AUGAACCUUGGACAGGUUGGGCAAAAGGGAGAAACAGAUGGGAGGCGUGUUGAUGGCUAUGUGCCACAACAAUAUAAUAUGUUCCCAAGCUUCGAUUCACUACCCCCGCAUUUUGCAGCGAUCUACCUUGAUCACGACGACAAGCUUCAGGUGGAGGUGUCGCCCUCAAUGGCCGGUUGUGGCGGUGCCAUUUUCACUCCGCACGUGGCUGGCCGCUUUAUAGAAAUGGCGUUCACUAAUACUCAAGCAAGCAUGCCGUUCAUUUCCUGUCAACACCGGACUUUCCCUUCCUCAGUGGGCAAACACGAUGUUGGGUGGAUGCAUACUCAUGAGACCAGAUCUGCUGAACUAGUAUAUUGCGAGUGGCAGAACCCUUCUAGUCAACAACAGCAACACUACCGGGAGCGGGCCGAUAUAAUAAGAUGUCGAUCGAAGUCUGCGUCACGGUCACUCACUCCUCCAUUAGGGCGAACGAUCCUUCGAGUCGGUAACAGGGACCUGCUGCGUCGAUACUAUGAAAGGGCCUUUGAAGAUUUUCAACAGUUGAACUGCCGAGUUAUCGCCAAAUCAUAUAUCAGGCUUAUCGAGCCGCAAAAACAGGUGCAUUACCCUUAUAAUGGGAGGAAAGUCAUCUCCGGUGUUUCGCAAUGCAUCGACCCUGAGUUCACCAAGCCCGGAUGGUGGCCCGUCGAAGUGAUACACCGGGAACCAGACCACCUGCUCAAGCGUGAUACCUAUGGAGUUACCUCUGCCAAGCUUCACAAGGCUAGUCAGGACGUACGCCAGCAAGUUACGCCAACAAGCCGGCUACAAAUUUUGGAUGAGAUUCAUUUCGUGCGACAGAUGGAAGAGCGGUUCCUGGACGGACAUAUCGAUGCAAAUACCCUUCUCCAGGUGACUCAGACCCACAUUUCUGAGGAUACCUAUCAAGAGCACGAGUUCCUUCCCGGAAACCAGGCGUCGAUAUGGAUGGGAAAUGCUCAAAUUGAUUCGCACAGCGAUGGGUCCUAUUUCUGGACUGUCCAUGGGUCUACUCGAAAUUGA